CAAUUCUUGGUACCCGGGGCGGGCCUGUUGGUGAAAUAAGAUAUACGCAUGGCAAUUGGGUGAAUUCUCGAGAUGCCCCCUACAAGAUGUACUAGUGGCACCUCGAUGGAAGGAAAGUGCGGUGCCAGGUGCCACUUUCACUUUACUGCUACAGCGUCCGCGGCAGCCGGAGAUCCAACCUGCCCGGUAAAAGUGCGAUUGAGGGAAGGUAGCGGUGCGGAUUGAAAUUUCCCCUUUUUGAUGCGCCAUCCUCCUCUGGCUCUCCCUCAAUUAAAACUCUACUCUCCUUCUCCCCUUUUAUCUCCUUUUUAAUUCUACGCAUUCCCACAGUCGCUGUUUACCUGGCUUCUUCUUUAAACCAUUUCAUCUCUCCGGAGAACCUUCUUCUUCUUCUUGUCAUUCCUUGUCAGUCUUUACUUAUUCGUCUUUCACGUGUCCUUCCCGCGCCAUUGGCUCUGUCGCGUCUUCGAAAAAAAGCCACGUCGAAUACGUAACUCGGCUACUCUAAAUCCCCUACUUAAUAAACGGUCCCGCGGUCAACAAUUGUGUCGGUUUCAACGUACAAUUCGCCCAUCAUGUCUGCGUCUCCCGCUACUUUCUACGAGCAGCUUCCGCUGCCAACCAUCGACCGGCCUUUUGGCGUUCACCUGUGGCCCAUCUUUGACAAGGCAUUCACUGCUGUUGUCGGCUACUCUGCCAAUGACUUCAAGUUUGUGCCUUUCGAGACCCCCAUGUCAACUCUCAAGUCGACUUCGAUCUUUAUCGUUAUCUACUAUGCCAUCAUCUUCGGUGGUCGCGAAUGGAUGCGCAACCGUGAGCCCUUCAAGCUCAAGGGUCUCUUCCUCAUCCACAACCUCUACUUGACUCUGAUCAGCGGUACUCUCUUGGCUCUCUUCGUUGAGCAGCUUCUUCCCACCGUUGUCCGUGGCGGCAUCUUCCAUGCCAUCUGCGAUGCCGAGGGUGGCUGGACUCAGCCUCUUGUGGUCCUGUACUACCUCAACUACCUCACCAAGUACCUUGAGCUCCUUGAUACCGUCUUCCUGUUCCUCAAGAAGAAGCCUCUGACCUUCCUUCACUGCUAUCACCAUGGUGCCACCGCCUUCCUUUGCUACACUCAGCUCAUCGGUUCCACCUCCGUCUCUUGGGUUCCCAUCGUCUUGAACCUGCUCGUUCACGUCGUCAUGUACUGGUACUACUUCCAGAGCGCUCGUGGUGUCCGUGUUUGGUGGAAGGAGUGGGUUACCCGUCUCCAGAUCAUCCAGUUCGUCAUUGAUCUCGGCUUCAUCUACUUCGCCUCUUACACCUACUUCACCUCGACCUACUUCCCCUGGAUGCCUAACGCUGGAAAGUGCUCUGGCGAGGAGUUUGCUGCUUUCUCUGGUAUCAUUACCAUCAGCUCUUACCUCGUUCUGUUCAUCUCCUUCUACUUCGCCACCUACAAGAAGCAGGGCAAGGCUCCUACCGGCCGACAGAGUCUCCGACGCAUGUCUCAGGCUCCUCUUCCCGACCCUCAUCUGGUCCAGACUACUCCUGUCAAGAAGUCCAACGGUGCCACUGCCACUGGCUCUAAGACCAACGGCUCAGUUCGAUCUCGCAAGGCCUAAAUGUCUGGCUAAGACUAUGUCGAAUCGGCACAAAGGUAUUCGAAUGAGUACAUCGGCCUAUAUUGAUAUAUUCUCAUUUUGGUAACGACUGCAUAAUGCUACGCGAGCAUUCGAGCCAUUCUCGCGUUGGAGUUGGAUCUGGAUUGAUCUCAGCGGCUUCAUUACGUAUAUAAAACAAUUUGGAGAUUCGCUUUUUUCUGAAAAAUGGGCGGCUCGGUUGGUUUCGAAGCUGAGAUCUGCUAUGAAUAAUAGUCUUUAUGUGUGGGUAGCGAUAAUGAUGGAGGGUGUUGACGAUGCUUCUCACGGUUUUGAGUUUACAGGGCGAACACGGGGCAUUUGAAAGGACGGGCAUGGUUAUUGGGACACAAGUCUCGGCCGACUUUGAGCGGCCCCAGGCUACGACGAUCUAUCUAGAACCCUUGUAAUCAAUUUCUCAGCUAUGUAUGAUAGAAUUAUUAAUUCUCUCAGUUGUUGAGCCUGAGAGAUGAAUGAGCCAAUUGAUGGAUCACUCACUUCAUUGUUGUAACACUUGGAGAACCUUGAGCUAAUGUGUGAUUCGUGAUUCAUGCUACUAGAUGAAGCAGGUAUUCAAUAUGGGUAUUAACAAGUAAUUGGUAGCUUGCCAUACAUUCCAUCUGGAAGGGUCAAGAGGCAAGCUAUUAGCUUGCACUACUAGGUCACGAAUGUAUUUCGAAGGUACA
Molecule: messenger RNA, 2305 nt
Organism: Fusarium odoratissimum NRRL 54006
Lineage: Eukaryota; Fungi; Ascomycota; Sordariomycetes; Hypocreales; Nectriaceae
Product: fatty acid elongase 3
Exons: 3
Coding region: 576-1604 (342 amino acids)
Biological process (GO): very long-chain fatty acid biosynthetic process; fatty acid elongation, saturated fatty acid; fatty acid elongation, polyunsaturated fatty acid
Cellular component (GO): endoplasmic reticulum membrane
Molecular function (GO): fatty acid elongase activity
Source: RefSeq, a predicted model, not a curated record